CAGGACGUAUUUAAAAUAGUUUUACCUAAUUUAUUUACUUGAUUCGCAUACUUGCAGUAUAAUAUUUAAAACGACAGUCUCGAAGUAAUUAGAUAAGAGAUAUGCGUUAUUGCUGUGUAAGUUCUGUAAAACGAUAACAACAUAAUUUACAAAUACCUGGACUGAAAAUUAUUAUUGUGUUUAAAUUGUCUUAGAAAACUUCUCGUAAUGGUAAACAGAUCUGACGACCACACUAUCGCAAGUAUUUACAAUAGUUUAACUUAUAUGUUUGGAUAGAUAAGCACAUUUUACAAUAGUACUAGAUUUCAAAAUGGCCCUCUCGAGGUCAUUAGAAAAAGGACAGACUCUAGUUCUCUGCCAGUUCUGUGAAAAUGAUAGCAAGAUUACAAACAAAUGCCUGGACUGCAAACUAUUACUGUGUGCGAAAUGUUCUAAUAAACUUCACGCAAUGGUAAAAGGAGCUGGCGACCACACUAUCGUAAAUAUAAGAAGUUUGGGGCCCCAACAUUCUGUAGAAUUAAAGGAUUUUAGAAGUAUAAAAUGUAAGCAACAUCCAACUCAAACAGCCUGCUUAUUCUGUAGCACAUGCGAGCAAGCAGCAUGUCCGACCUGUGUUACAAAAGUGCACAAGAAACACAAUAUAAUAGAAUUUCAGGAUAUAUAUCAACUUAAAAUUGAACGACUGCACUGUGGGCAAGGGAAAGUAGAUAACGACUACAAGGAAUUAGCAAAGAGAGGCAAAAAUUUAGAUCACAUCAAAAUAGAGGAAAACUCAAGACUUUCAAACAUACGAGAAAGCAUCCGUGACCGCGCAAUACUUAUAAAAAGUGAAGUUGAUGAAUGUGUAUGUAAGCUUAUUUCUGAAGUUGAUGCAGAGAAUACAAAAUUUGACAGGACAUUUCAAAACGAACAAAAUCAAAUUGAGAACAUUAAGACAAAUCUGAAUGCUCAAAGACAAAAGGCACAAGAUAUGGCAGACUCGAGUGAUAUGGUUGAGUUCUUUGCUAAGAUAGUUGAUGUCACCAAAUCGAUAGAGGAAUGUUUACCGCCAACCUAUUCAAUUACAAGAGAACUUCACUUUCUUCCAGGCUUAGAGUUUCACCCAAGUGUUGUAGGCGUACUUCAACACGAGAACGAAAAUCUUGAAUAUAAACUGAAGAUGGAAAUAAACAAGAAAUAUGUUUCUGAAGAAGAUGUUGUACAGUUUCUUACCGCAGGUUCUGACAAUUCAUUGUGGUAUAGUAAUAAUAUAGAUCAAAAUGUGAUGAAAAGAGUAAAACCUGGUGAAAAAGGCCUUGAAAUUGUAUCAAGAGUAAAUUUGAUGGUUUAUGGUAUUGUUUGCAUUCCUGGUUAUGGCCUGCUGCUAUCAACCGACGAAGAGACGCUCAAAAUCAUCAUAGAAAACAGCGACGAGAUGCUUGAUUCUCGUUUUACAGUAAGCCCACUAGAACCAAAAUGCAUCCAUUUAACUAAGGAUAAUAAGUUAGCCAUCGGCGCAAAAGGUAAAGGACCGCUAUAUCCAGCAUCCGGGCAACGAGUAGUCAUACUCAUGGACAUGGAGGGAAACAUAUCUUCUACAUUUGAGUUCAACAAAAAAGGGAAACGAUUGUUCACACAUCCGUGGGGAAUAUCGAGUACGACCAAUGGAAAUAUUUUCAUUCUGGACAGAAGAUUGGUUGUUUUAAAACAAGACGACGGAAGCGUUAUAGAUAUAUACAAUGGCCGGAAAGGACAAGAUUUCGUUCCAAGAGCAAUAGUGGCAACGGAAGCUGACAACAUUAUUAUAACGGACUGUGAUGAUCCUGAUGUAUCGCUUCAUAUCUUCAACAAUUCUGGAAAGCUGAUUUCUUACUACAAUACUAGGGACAUUGGCAUAGAAAAACCGUUUUCAAUGACUUUUUCAGCCACUGGACAUUUUUACAUCGGAGGAACAACGAUAAGUGAUAGUGGCGAAAAAGCUGAACUGUUUGAGAUCGAUUUCAUUGAAACCUAGUUCUGUUGGCAUUAAAUUCCUUAUAAAAUGAAAAACAAUUAUGUUUUGUACAUUUAAAAAUAAGAAGAUGUGGUAUAACUUCCAAAGCGACAACUUUCCACCAGAGACGUUAACAACUAUAGGUCACCGUACGGCCUUCAACAAUGAGCAAAUCCCAUACCGUUUAGUCAGCUAUAAAAGGCCCCGAGAUGACAAAUGUAAAACAAUUUAAACGAGAAAACUAAAGGCCUGAUUUAUGUAAAAAAAAAAACAACAUUCCGCUAACCUGGGACAGUGGUGUAACAGUUUAACAUAAGAACAAACUAUAAAAAUCUGUUGAAAAGGGCUUAACUCAUCAGAUCGAUACAAAACAGAAAAUAAGUAACAAAAACACAGAUCGAACGUGGCAGGGUAUUCAUACACCCAUACAACAAAAAAGACACUAAGUACAGAUCUGAGAGUACUCGCAGUUACUGACAGCUAGUUCAAAGCCAAUAACAACUAGUAAAAAAUCAGAUAUCUAAGACUAAAGUAUCAAGCAGUACACAACCAACAUCCAAUGAAUUUAGCGUCAAGACGUCAUUAACAGACAGAGAAAAACAUGACCUUGUAUUAAGCCAAAAUACAGGUGUUGACAGAUUGUAGAACCGUGAAUGUGCAUAUGUAUAUGUAUAUGUAUAUGUAUAUAACAAAAAUAUUAGUUUGAUUUUAAUUUACUGAUAGCAAAAUUAAUAUUCAUACCAAUAAAUACAAUAUUUAAAGAUCUAAUGACAGUGUUGAUUUGGUAACCUUUUAGAAUAAGUUUAUUUAAAGGAUCGAUUAGUUGACCUGGAUCGUACGAAAGCCGAAAAGGAUCAUUCAUAUUUUAAAAUUCAAAAUUCAAAAUUCAAAAAUC
Mytilus californianus (California mussel) is the source of this 2867-nucleotide messenger RNA. RefSeq lists its product as uncharacterized. Lineage: Eukaryota; Metazoa; Mollusca; Bivalvia; Mytilida; Mytilidae. The transcript has 2 exons. Bases 311 to 1993 code for a protein of 560 amino acids. Gene Ontology annotation, molecular function: zinc ion binding. The record is from RefSeq and is a predicted model, not a curated record.